AUCACAUGAUGAGCUAUCUAUAGGACUAUUACUAGGACUAUAUAAGUGUAGGCAUUUGACUAGAACCUCUUCUUCAGCAAGGAGAUUCCUAUAAAUAAGUUUGAAGUUGUUUCUUGUACCAAGUAAACGUCCAAAUACUAUCUUCCAGAAGGGAAGGCAGUGUCUUUUAGCAGUUCAGAGCACUGUUAUCAAUUACUACGGCCUUUUCAAGUCAGUGUUCUUCUUCCAGUGUUCUAGUGGUGCCUACAUGGCAACGUGUGACGCAUAUGCUUCCAUCGCGAGAGCUCAACUAACUUUCGAUUAUCUGCAUACUAACAGUACUACCCAUGAAUUCCUCUUUGGCGCUCUUGCUGAGCUUGUAGAUAACGCCAGAGAUGCUGCAUCCAAAAGGAUUGAUAUUUACUCAGUUCCUGCCGAAUCUUACCGUGGUAAAUACAUGCUCUGUUUUCUGGAUGACGGCGAUGGAAUGGAUCCAGACGAGGUGGCGAACGUAAUCAAAUUUGGUCGGUCUGACAAAAGAAUCAUAGACAAAAACAUGAUUGGUCAAUACGGCAACGGGCUAAAGUCGGGCACCAUGAGAAUAGCUAAGGAUGUGCUGUUGUUUACUAAAAAAGACAACAAAUUAAGCUGCCUAUUUAUUUCACGAACGUUCCAAGAAAAAGAGAAAAUAUUCGACGAGAUCAUCGCGCCAAUGCCAGCAUGGGAUGCUAAGACAAAGAAACCGCUUCUUAAGAAAAAUCGUGAUCCUGAGCAGCACAAGACAGAAGUUGAUAUCAUUACAAAGUAUUCACCUUUCAAAACAACAGAAGACAUAUUCAACGAAUUUGAUAAAAUCAAGUCAACAGGAACGUUGGUUUUGCUGUUCAACAUGUCCUUAAUGGAUAACGGAGAACCCGAACUUAACGUCACUGCCGAUCCUUAUGAUAUCGUUAUGGCUGAUCCCUACGUUGGUGAAUCGUAUGGCGAUGAUAACUACGUUAUUCCUGAACGAAAGUCAUUUCGUGCCUACACGUCGGUCUUAUAUCUUGAUCCAAGGAUGAAGAUCUACAUUCAGGACAAAAAAGUUCGUACAGUCAGAUUAACUACGUCCCUCUAUAAAACUGCAUCUUACACUUUUAUGUCGAAGCGCUUCAAGUGUCGAUUAGAACGCGAGGAGAAGAAAGCUGCAACGGAGUUGAAAACAGCUGAAGCCAAAGCACAUGAACUGGAAAUUCAAGACAGGGAAGAAAGAGAAAAAGCAGAAAGAACGUGCAAAGACUCAAUCGCAGUACAAAGACAGGCUGGUGCUCGUUUAGCUGAAGCAAGAGCAGAUGUCAACAUCAAGAAGAUGAUUUUGAACAACACAAGGAAAGCUUUGAAAGACCCGCAAUCGUUAGAGUUUAUUUUUGGCAUCAAUUUAAACAAGCGACGGUGCUACGGAGUCAUGGUUUACAACUGUAACAGGUUAAUAAAGAUGUACGAAAAGGUCGGUUGUCAAAUGGAAGGAGGAGUCCAGGGGUACGGGGUAAUGGGUGUGGUCAAUGUUCCUUAUCUGGUACUUGAGCCAACACAUAACAAACAAGAUUUUGCCGACGGCAAGGAGUAUAAAGCCUUAACUAGAGCGCUUGGAGAACAUCUGGACGAUUACUGGAAAAACUGUCCCAUUUCCAAACUAGGAGUAGUGAAGUUCUGGGAUGCAUACGGAUACAACAGUGCCAAAUGGAAAGACGACCCAUCCAAUGAAGAGAGAUAUGUUCGGAAACGAAUGAUGGAUCUACCGCUCUACGUACAGUGCGAUAAAUGUCUCAAGUGGCGUGAACUGGCGUUCCAUUCUAGAUAUGUACUUCAAGAUACUCCUGAUAACUGGUGCUGUAAGAUGAACCCUGAUACAGACUGCAAUAAUUGUCAGAGACCGGAGAAAAAGCCAGCAACCAUUACCAGAGCCAUUCUGAAAAAACGAAAAGUGGAAGAGGAUAUCAACAGAAAUCGGCCGCGAAAAGGUUCUGAACAAAGUAGCGAAAGUGUGUCCCCAGCGAUAGAAAGACCCAAGACCAGCAGAGAGUCUACAAGACCAAUUAUUAAACCAAAACCACAACCACCACCACAACAGAAGCAACCAGUACGAAGCCCAUUGAACACGCCAAUCCUCCCGAAACCCAAAGCCACUACAAGUAAGACGAGAACACCCAUCAGACUGAAUACAAAGUCAAGUCCAUCGGUUGCUCGUCCAGUCAAACACGAAAGACCACCGCAACAAAAGGUUGAAGUGAGCAGUAAACCUCGUCCGGCAGUUGAUAGUACUAACAGUAAACCAGACAAACAACAGAAUGAAAACGUUAAGCGACGAAAGAGCGACGUAACAGAAGAGGUAGUCGCUAGCACACCAGAAGUCGAUAGUAACGAAAUGGACUGGAGUAGUGAAGGAGAGACUGUAUCGAGUUGUUCGUCAAGACUAUUAGGACACCCAGGAGAGGGAGACAUCACCUCGUUACAGGGCCGGCCUUGUGAAGGUGAAACCGAUGAUGGCAAAUGGCAUGUCGGUACUGUAGUAUGUCUGAAGGAGAGACCCGAUGGUAUACGAGUAAAGGUCAAGUUCCAACAACACCCUAGUGACAAGUUCGAUAAAUGGUAUGACUACCCAGGGCCACAUAUCCGUAUAAACGGGUCUAAAGAAUCCACGCCGAUUCCACCUCCUUCAGAGCCGGUCAGUCGACCAUCUCCACAACCAUCUCCUCAACCUCUUCCAUCUAGUUCCAUGGUCGAGUUACCCAGUACUACCACGAUAGAAUCCACGGUAACCAUGGAACACGUGCAAGGACAAGCUUCUCCUGUUCGCUCACCUGAUAAUGGUAUAUCAUCUAAUAUGGAGACAGAAGAGGCGCUACAAGACGUCGCACAACUCUCCAGGAAAAUGUUAGAGUUCUUCGUACCUCCAGAAUACCAACUGACAAAAGAGCAGCUUGGAAGCUUAUCGAUAUGGGAGCUGAGAAAGUUUAAUGUGAAAGACUUCUGUGACAAGUACGAGGAAGGGUUAGGCACGAUUAUGAACAAAAUAACGACGGAAGGAAAAAGAUCGGAACAAAUAGCAGAAGAAAUGCAGAAAAAGCACGGAGAAGUAUCAGAAAAACUGACAGAAACCAUACAAACAAUGCAACAGAAGGAAACAGAGCAUGCAGAAACUACAACACGACUAACCAGAUUGCAAAGAAAAACAGCUAGACUGAUAGGCAUGUUAAACGAUAACUCCGAUGAAAUCCAAAUCCCAGACGACUCAGUGGAAGAGACACUUGAUAACUUCAUCACUAUAUUAGAGAACGAGGGCAGUCAGACACAGUGACAGACCGACCUAUAGAUAUCUUUAUUCUACUACAUCUCGUCCAUACGUCUUCAUUUUCUUCAGCAAAAUGUAUCAAUACUCAUCCUUCUAAUACUCCUCUAAAUUCUUCGAUUGCACAUUACGUCAUUGCGGCCACGUUGGUGCCAUUUCACCAUAGAUUUCUCAUUAGCAUCAAUUCUUAACCGCACCAAGAUGGCCGCCAUGUUUUUUCUCUUUUGACUCUCUUGGGAAUGCUUGCAACCCGCUUUCAACAUAUAGGUCGUUAAGGUCUCGACCUUGGAAUCCUGUUUCUACUCUUUGUCCAGAAUGUAGCACCCGAGUACAAGCUGUUGGUGUUUUGGUUUCGAGAGAAUCCAAACUCAACAGUAGUAUUUCUCGAGCGUCAAUCUGGAUAUCUCUUCUUGGUAACUUACUUUAUUCCUCUUUUUACUUAUCAACAAUUCCCUGGAUCACAAUAGAAACCACUGGCAGCCAAAGCUUUCCUUAUAAAACGUACACAGGAACCUUGUUUGGGCUCCCUUUGUGGAAACGAGCAUUCUUAAGACUUCUGGGUAAAUGUUGUGGAGCAUCGGUCGACGAUCUUCAUAGUCGAAACAGGCUUGUAAAUUCAGUACCCUUCAAGUCGAAGAAAAUAACGUUCACUUCUAAAAAACCUGUAAAUAUGGCUCGCGUCCUCUAAGAAGAAGAUGACCCUCACUAGACAAGUAACUAAAAUUCAACUUUUUAGAAUUCAGCUUUUUGCCUGGCGUUUUGCAAGCCACGAUCAAGACAUUCGCUGUUACCAGCCAGUUAAUCUUGAGUUAUGUAUAAAUAAUAAAUACUGUUACGGUUCGUUUAGAAAUUGCAGCACCAUCACUUGGAUGGGAGAUUUUAUAUGAUAGAAUUUUGUUACAUUUACUUUGUAAAUAAAAAUGUAAUAAAUUUAUGACGCUUUAGAUGUAAUUACAACCCUUGACAGGAUGUAAGGAGCGUUUUUUGAUUAAAAUAAAAUUAGAGCAAUUUAUUUGCUAAAAUUAACAA
Molecule: messenger RNA, 4336 nt
Organism: Actinia tenebrosa (Australian red waratah sea anemone)
Lineage: Eukaryota; Metazoa; Cnidaria; Anthozoa; Actiniaria; Actiniidae
Product: ATPase MORC2
Cellular component (GO): nucleus
Molecular function (GO): zinc ion binding
Source: RefSeq, a predicted model, not a curated record